Bacidia gigantensis is the source of this 666-nucleotide messenger RNA. RefSeq lists its product as uncharacterized. The record is from RefSeq and is a predicted model, not a curated record. Bases 1 to 666 code for a protein of 221 amino acids. NCBI's taxonomy places the organism in Eukaryota, Fungi, Ascomycota, Lecanoromycetes, Lecanorales, Ramalinaceae. The transcript is spliced from 2 exons.
AUGCUUGGACUGGCGCUUGCCGGAGCAUUUUAUGGUUUUCAGGGCAACGCCCGUAUUGGAGCUAAUUAUGACUCCCUGAUCAACCAGCUACAGGUAGAGAAAUCUUCAGUUAUUCCUUCAAUAUUAAUCCGUAUGCUGGCUUGGAAAGCGGAUCAUCGGCCAGAGGCCGCUGCACUUCUACAGGAUUCGGGCUUCCGUUUGACUAUGGAGACGGAGAACUCUCAGCCCCACGGCCACAAGCGAUCUUUGGCCAUUCUAGAAGUGGAUCAAGGGCUUGGUAAACGGCCACGGAUAGCACCACGUCAUCUGGCAGAUGUUCCUACUGAGCGCCUAGCUUUUGACGAUCAGAAAGAGCCCGAGACGGAUGAAGACAUGAUCACGAUGCUUGCAGAAGAUGAAUUGUCUUUUGUCUCUUUGAUCUUAAUCCGUAUGCUGGCCUGGGAUGCCGAUGAUAGGCCUGAGGUCACCCUGCUCCUAUUGGAUACUGGCUUUGCCUCUUGUCGUAAGGCUGAGCGAGAUAGGGACGGGAGUCAAAAGCGAUCCUAUCCUAAGUCGGAGAGGGUCGCGGUGGGCGGAAAGCAACUGAGGAAGACUGUGCAAUUGGCACCGCGCCCGUUGGAUGUUGAGGACCUUGGCUCGGAUAGAUCAGUGAAAGGAUGGAACUGA